AUGGCCGGAGAAUUUGAGAUUGCUGAGACCAAUUAUUGUGCUAACCUAAACUACGAGGAUUGUUCUGAUCGUUUCAAGAAAUGGAUUCGCUUUCUGACUCAACAAAGUCUUGUCAGUACUGCACUAACCGCUGAUGUUCCUAUUCAAAUGGAUCCCGUAGUUUACCAUCCCGGCCCAAUCGAUGGCAGCUUGUUGACAUUGCAGAAGGAUCACAGGUCUGAGGCGGUGUGGAACAGGAGAGAGCCACCGGAGGAUUUGAUAGUGACGGGCAACUUCGGUGAUUAUUGGAACACAGUUAAAAAUCACCGGCCGCAUGUCUCGAUAGUGACUGCCAUCACGGCCGCGGGUUUUGGAUGGAUUUUCAGGCCGGGGAAGGCCACCAUCACACUGGAGGAUGUUCAUCACAUUCUCGGCUUACGGACCACUGGCCGACCACUUAUCCUGCACGGGUACACCUCCACUCCAGCUCAGAGGGUGGCUUUGGUACGGGAUUUACUUGGACUGGCUCCUGACACCGAUGAUUUGAGGAAGGACAAUUUGAAGAUCCGGUGGUUGAUUACACACUUUGGCAGAUGUCACCGGUUGGACGAGUUGGCUGGUGAUUUUGGUGCGCAGUCUAUCUUUCACAUUAGGGCACACCUACUUUGUGUGAUCGGAUCGUUGUUUCCACAUGCCAGCGGGAACUCUGUGCCGCUAAGCCUUCUUCGGUUACUAGAUGACCUGGAGAGCCUGGGUGGUUAUAGUUGGGGUAGUGCUGUUCUUUCCUACACAUAUAGGAAGAUGUGUGAUGCGAGCAGAGGAGUCAAAGACUUCACUGGGUAUGCCACAUUACUUCAGGUGUGGAUAUACGAGCGGUUCCCUACGAUAGCUCCACAUCUCAGGUCUCAACCCCAGUUCACUUACCCACUUGCGCUUAGGUGGGUGGCUUCAGUGACCCGUACUCAGGUGCCGGACUCUCAGAGUCGUAUGACCCGGUACGAGUUGGAUAACAUGGGCGUGGAACAGUUUUUGUGGUAG
Molecule: messenger RNA, 1017 nt
Organism: Daucus carota subsp. sativus
Lineage: Eukaryota; Viridiplantae; Streptophyta; Magnoliopsida; Apiales; Apiaceae
Product: serine/threonine-protein phosphatase 7 long form homolog
Exons: 6
Coding region: 1-1017 (338 amino acids)
Biological process (GO): meristem maintenance; meristem development
Source: RefSeq, a predicted model, not a curated record